This is a messenger RNA of Vitis vinifera (wine grape), 2934 nucleotides long. RefSeq lists its product as uncharacterized. NCBI's taxonomy places the organism in Eukaryota, Viridiplantae, Streptophyta, Magnoliopsida, Vitales, Vitaceae. The transcript has 8 exons. Gene Ontology annotation, molecular function: protein binding. The record is from RefSeq and is a predicted model, not a curated record. Bases 380 to 2707 code for a protein of 775 amino acids.
UUUUCUUCUUCUAUUUUUCCUCCCUAUUUUCUUUUUAUUCUUAGAAAUUCUUCAUUCAAAGCCAUUUGCAUAAUGUCCUUUUUCUUGAACACUCACGUUCUGGUAAUUGUUCUUGAUUUGAUCGCCUUCAUAUGCUAAAGGUUAAGGGAUUUUUAAAUGUUGUCCAUGGUGAUGAGAUCUAGGAAUAUUUUUCUUUUUCAACUUUCUCCAGGUCUUUGAAUAUAUUUUCUUUUUGAAGGGCACCUAUGUGUUUUGUUUGUGAAUAUUCCUAAGCAUGCCGAUAAGAUCUAAGAUUGUCUCCUUUAGAGUUCACGAUGUCCCUUUGUCUUCAGCAAAUUGGUUUAUGUACGAGAUUUCUAGGAAAUUUCUGCUGUAGACGAUGAGACGCAACAUAGAUAAGGGGCUCCUGGUGGUUGUAGCUGCAACCACCACUGCUCAUUUCAUCAAGUUGUGGCAGUGGAAUGGCAGAGAAAUUGGGUGCUGCUGGAUUCAUUAUCUGCUCCAAAUGGCCAAGAAUGUUGAUUUUGUCACCCCUUCACAAGGCUGCAACCACCAUUGCCCAUUUCAUCAAGUUGUGGCAGUGGAAUGGCAGAGAAAUUGGGUUCUGCUGGAUUCAUUAUCUGCUCCAAAUAGCCAGGAAUUUUUAUUUUGUCACAUUUCACAAGGGACAAUGUGUUCCAUGGUCAAAACUAUGCCCUCAUUCCGUUCAUGCUUUCCAGAGGCAAGAUCUACAGAUUGUAGCCCUUUACCGCAUAUAAGUCAUGCAGCACAACCACUGCCAUCACUACCAGAAGCUGCCUCAAGUAACCAGCACUUUACAUUUCAACCUGAUGUCGUAAUAGACAUUCCCACUGCAUAUGGAUAUUAUAUAAGUAAUGUACCAAAUGAACGUCCUGGUGUUAGUAACCAAGGCCGGGAUGAAUAUGGAAGUUCACCUCUUGCUGCUGCUGUGCAUUCAGGGGAAGUUAGCAGUGGUUUCAGGACUUAUGCUCCUCUGUAUCUUGCUGCACUCAGUGGUGACUGGGAUGUUGCCGAGAGAAUCUUUGAGUCAGAUCAUCAGGCUGUGAGAGCAAGGAUCACAAGGGCUCAAGAGACACCUCUUCACAUUGCAGCUGGGGCUAGACACCUAACCUUUGUUGAGAACUUAGUAAGGAUGAUGACCCCAGCUGACCUGGCACUACGGAACAAAGUUGGAAACACAGCCCUAUGUUUCGCUGCUGUAUCUGGUGUGACAAAAAUUGCAGAAGUGAUGGUAAACAAGAAUAACAGAUUGCCACUGAUCCGAGGUAGUGAAGGAGCAACACCUCUCCAUAUGGCUACUUUGUUGGGCCACAGAGAGAUGGUUUGGUAUCUUUAUAAUAAGACAGAUAGCAACCGUCUAACAGAUAGCAACCGUCUAACAGAUGAAGAUCAUCAUGGGCUUCUUAUUGCGGCUAUCACUUCUGAUCUAUUUGAUGUAGCCUUGAAGAUAGUUCAGAAACAUCCUAAAAUAGCUACAGCUCGAGGGAGAAAUGGAGAGACUGCUCUUCAUAUACUGGCCCGGAAGCCUUCAGCAUAUCAGAGUGGAAGUCAGCUAGGAUUUCUGCAGAGAUGCAUUUAUGCAUGUCUUCAUGUGGAAUUGUCAGGCAACUCUUCUGUGAUCCAUAAAGUUCCCUUCAUCAAGGUAGUUUAUGACCAAAAAUUGAUGCAUAUUCAAGCCCUUGAGCUGGUGAAGUGCCUCUGGAGUGAAGUUCUUUUAAUGAAUGAGUUACAGGUUGGAGAACUGAUUAGAACACCUUCACGGUUAUUAUUUACUGCUGCAGAAUUGGGAAUCGUAGAGUUCUUAAUUGAGCUUAUUCAUGCAUAUCCUGAUCUUAUUUGGAAAGUUGAUACACAAAGUCGGAGCAUAUUUCAUAUUGCAGUUGUGCAUCGACAAGAAAAGGUUUUCAAUCUCAUACAUGAAAUAGGAGCACUCAAAGAUUUGAUAGCAUCUUAUAGAGAUGAAAACAAUAAUAAUAUGCUUCAUUUGGCUGGAAAACUUGCACCAUCAGAUCGACUCAAAACUGACUCUGGUGCAGCAUUGCAGUUGCGGCGAGAAUUACAUUGGUUUAAGGAAGUGGAAAAAAUUGUCCAACCAUUGUAUAGGGAAAUAAGAAACUCUGAAGGAAAAACUCCUCAGACUCUAUUCAUGGAGGAGCACAAGGUAUUAGUACGAGAAGGGGAAAAAUGGAUGAAAGACACUGCAGCAUCCUGCAUGCUCGUUGCAACACUCAUUGCGACUGUAAUGUUUGCUGCUUUUUUCACAGUUCCAGGCGGCGACAAUGGUAACACUGGCAUUCCUAUCUUUCUAAAAAGAAGGUCUUUCACAGUUUUUGCCGUAUCGGAUGCCCUGUCAUUUGUAUCCUCAGCCGCUUCAAUACUGAUGUUUCUCUCCAUCCUUACUUCACGCUAUGCUGAAGAAGAUUUCCUCCACUCACUACCUAAUAGGUUGACAAUUGGGCUUGGGACUUUAUUCAUCUCUGUAGCAACCAUGAUGAUAGCAUUUUGUGCUACCCUUUUUCUUGUUUUGGGCCAUGGACUUCAUCAGGCAAAAAUUCCAAUUGCUUUGGUUGCUUGCAUUCCUGUCAGCCUGUUUGCUUUACUACAAUUUCCCCUAUUUGCAGAUAUGGUCAGUUGCACCUAUGGCUCUAGAAUGUUUUUCGGUCCAAGUAGACAUUUGUUGCACUAGAUUGGAAUAACACGAGUUCUUGAUUGUAAACUGUAUGAUAUUUGAACUUUAUGACCAGGGCCAUGGAGGAAUAAUAUAUGUAUUAUUAUUCCCAAUUAUCAUAAUCUUUGUCUAAGCCUCAAGCAAUGGGCCUCAUAGGCUUGUUCAUGUACAAUCUAAAGUGGGAAUUACUUCAAAUUGCCCCCUGAAAUAAUAUCAGAUAGCCAGAUCUAUGACUUUCUGUUCAA